AUGACUGGCAACUCCCGGCUCCCGUGGGGAAGCGAAGAUCGAGCUGCCACCUCCCCGCCGGAGCGUUUUCCUGGCACCCCGGUUAGCAUCCUGAGAGCUAGGGUUGAGGAUGCUGAUGCAUCUGAGAAAAGUGUAAAUGAAGAAAAUGGGGAAGUAUCAGAGGCAGACCAACCUCAGAACAAGCACAGCCGACACAAAAAAAAGAAACACAAACACCGAAGUAAACACAAGAAACAUAAACAUUCUUCAGAAGAAGAUAAGGACAAAAAACAUAAACACAGACACAAACAUAAGAAACAUAAACGAAAAGAGGUAGCCGAUACCUCUGACAAAGAAGAUGGACCAGCUAAAAGAACUAAAAUUGAUUUUUUAGCUCCUCUGGAAGACUUGGAGAAACAAAGAGCAUUAUUGAAAGCUGAACUUGAAAACGAGUUAAUGGAAGGAAAAGUCCAAUCUGGGAUGGGAUUAAUAUUACAAGGUUAUGAGUCAGGAUCCGAAGAAGAGGGGGAGAUUAAUGAAAAAGUGCGAAAUGGAACGAGACCGACAGCUAAGUCAAACACUAAGGGGAAAUUGGAACCUGUGGACAAUAAAACUAGUUCCAAGAAAGGAAGCAAGAGUGAAUCAAAAGAAAGGACUAGACACAGAUCUGACAAAAAGAAAGGCAAGGUAGGAGUUGAUGGAAUCAAAGAGAAGACAACUAGAAGCAAGUCAAAAGAGAGAAGGAAAUCCAAAAGCCCUUAUAAGAGAAGUAAGUCUCAAGAUCAGACAAGGAAAUCUAGGUCUCCAAUGCUUAAAAGGCGGUCUCAGGAGAAAAACAGAAAGUCUAAAUCUCCCCCAGAGGAUAGAAAUAAGGCCGAUGAUAAAAGUAAAUCAAGAGAUCGCAGGAAGUCGCCAGUUGUAAAUGAAAACAAAAGCAGAGAUCGUGGCAGAAAAUCUAAAUCUCCAACAGAACUAAGGAGCAAAUCCAAAGAUAGAAGAUCACGGUCCAAAGAUAGAAAACCUAGGAGAUCAGAGACUGACAAAGAAAAAAAGCCAAUUAAAUCUCCUUCUAAAGAUGCUUCUUCAGGGAAAGAAAACAGGUCCCCUAGACGACCUGGCCGUAGCCCAAAAGGAAGAAGCUUAUCUCCCAAACAACGUGAAAAGUCAAGAAGAAGCAGAUCCCCUCUCUUUAAUGAUCGUAGAUCUAAGCAGAGUAAAUCCCCCUCUCGAACCCGGUCUCCGGUUAGAAGAGUGAGGAGUAGAUCUGCAGAAAGGAAAAGAAGAGAAUCAGAAAGGAGGCGUCUUUCUUCUCCCAGAACACGGACCAGAGAUGAUAUUUUGUCUAGACGUGAAAGAUCAAAAGAUGUUAGCCCACCCAGCAGAUGGUCACCAUCCAGAAGAAGGUCUCGGUCCCCCAUUAGAAGGAGGUCUCGUUCACCCCUUCGACGUAGCCGAUCUCCAAGAAGGCGGAGUAGGUCUCCUCGGAGGAGGGAUAGAGGCCGAAGAAGUAGAUCUCGCCUUAGGAGGAGGUCCAGGUCACGUGGUGGCCAUAGACGUAGGAGCAGAAGCAAAGUUAAAGAAGACAAAUUUAAAGGUAGUCUUUCUGAGGGUAUGAAAGCUGAACAGGAGUCUUCAUCAGAUGAAAAUCUUGAAGACUUUGAUUUGGAAGAAGAGGAUGAGGAAGCAGAGAUAAGACAAAGAAGAUUACAACGGCAAGCAAUUGUUCAGAAAUACAAAGGCCAGACGGAAGACAGUAAUAUAUCUGUACCAUCUGAACCAAGCAGUCCUCAAAGUAGUACGCGUAGUCGCUCAAAUUCGCCAGACGACAUCCUAGAAAGAGUAGCUGCUGAUGUUAAGGAGUAUGAACGGGAAAAUGUGGACACAUUUGAGGCAUCAGUAAAGGCCAAGCACAACCUCAUGACAGUUGAACAGAACAACGGUUCAGCUCAGAAGAAACUGCUAGCUCCUGAUAUGUUCACAGAAUCAGACGAUAUGUUUGCUGCAUACUUUGAUAGUGCUCGUCUAAGGGCUGCUGGGUUUGGAAAAGACUUCAAAGAAAACCCCAAUCUCAGGGAUAACUGGACUGAUGCGGAAGGCUAUUACCGUGUUAAUAUAGGUGAAGUUCUAGAUAAACGUUACAAUGUCUAUGGUUACACUGGUCAGGGAGUCUUCAGUAACGUAGUGCGAGCCAGGGACAUGGCAAGAGCAAACCAAGAAGUAGCGGUUAAAAUCAUCAGGAAUAAUGAACUUAUGCAAAAAACUGGCCUAAAAGAACUGGAAUUUUUGAAGAAGCUCAAUGACGCAGAUCCCGAUGACAAGUUUCAUUGUCUGCGGUUGUUCAGGCAUUUCUACCACAAACAACAUCUCUGUCUGGUAUUUGAGCCACUCAGUAUGAAUUUACGAGAGGUGUUGAAAAAGUAUGGGAAAGAUGUUGGACUCCAUAUUAAAGCUGUGCGUUCCUACAGCCAGCAGUUGUUCCUGGCUUUAAAACUUCUUAAAAGAUGCAAUAUCCUACAUGCAGAUAUUAAACCAGAUAAUAUUUUGGUGAAUGAGUCUAAAACGAUAUUAAAGCUUUGCGAUUUUGGAUCAGCUUCGCAUGUUGCAGACAAUGACAUCACACCAUAUCUAGUUAGUAGAUUUUAUCGAGCUCCAGAAAUCAUUAUAGGAAAAAUCUAUGACUAUGGUAUAGAUAUGUGGUCUGUAGGCUGCACAUUAUAUGAACUUUAUACAGGAAAAAUACUCUUUCCUGGCAAAACCAAUAACCAUAUGUUGAAACUAGCCAUGGAUCUCAAAGGAAAGAUGCCGAACAAGAUGAUUCGAAAAGGUGUGUUCAAAGAUCAGCACUUUGAUCAAAAUCUCAACUUUAUGUAUAUAGAAGUAGAUAAAGUGACAGAAAGGGAGAAAGUUACUGUUAUGAGCACCAUUAAUCCAACCAAGGACCUGUUAGCAGACUUGAUUGGGUGCCAGCGACUCCCUGAAGACCAGCGUAAAAAAGUACACCAGCUAAAGGACUUGUUGGACCAGAUUCUAAUGUUAGACCCAGCUAAACGGAUUAGCAUCAACCAGGCUCUGCAGCACGCCUUCAUCCAGGAAAAAAUUUAAACCAGAUGAAGAAGUUCAAAGGGUUUGAGUAAUUAAGAUACAAAGACUGAAGAAAUUUCACAGCAGUUAUUAAUGUAUAUAAACAUAAAUAUUUCCCCUGCAAAGUUGAGGAAGAAAUGAUACAUUUGAAUUAACAUCAAGGCUGAUAUUUCUUUUAGAAAUGUUAGAGUAAUUCUGUUUUGUGUCUUAUGUGAAAAUUUUCACUGUAGAACUGUUUUAAUUGCCAAGACUGCACAGAAGUACAAUGCUAAUGUAUAUGGUUGCAGUUCGUAUAUAUUAUAAAAAGAAAAAAAGCAUCUGUUAUAAAAAAAAAAAGAAAGAAAAAAAAAAAAGAGCAGUAA
Nipponia nippon (crested ibis) is the source of this 3422-nucleotide messenger RNA. NCBI's taxonomy places the organism in Eukaryota, Metazoa, Chordata, Aves, Pelecaniformes, Threskiornithidae. The record is from RefSeq and is a predicted model, not a curated record.